UCUGAGAUGCAACCUAAAGCCUUUAAUGCGUAUUCAAUGUAUAUAUACAUAUCUCGAUGAACUUCACCACGAUCCUCCGGAUUUCCUCCCCGCUAGGAGAUUGGGGCGGGGUGGAUUCAAGUGCGAGACUCGUCACUGGUAGCGCCACUAUAUAAGACUCGCUCCACAAGUGUCCACCAAACAGUCUCGCAGAGAUCGCAGUUAUCGCAGUAACUGGUUGGUGAACAGGAAGCCUGUACGUACAUACAUACAGGCAUAUGUAUAUCGGGAAUUGGGGGCAGGCCAACGCACUGCCGUGAAAGCGACAAUCAACUGCAAUUGCAACUCUCCAUUUGGCAGGGCACAAUGUCGACGCAGCAGCAGCAGUUGGACUACAUCGAGCGCAGCCUGGUGUACGAAAUCUUUAAGUAUUUCGGAUCCGGGGUGACGCUGGAGGGCCACAGAAUUGAGUGCUCCACCGGGCUGGACGGAUUCAUGUCCGCCCUGUACACGGUGCAGUUGGAUCUCGUGGCCUCCGAACGGAAGCGGACUGAGGUCGUUGUGGUCAAGUUUAUGAAGGGCUCGGAGGAAUUCCGCGAGCAGAGCAAUUCGUACAUCCAGUUCGCCAACGAGGUGUUCGCCUACGCCGAAAUUCUUCCUGCCUAUGAGCACCUGCUGCGGACGAGUCAUCUGUCCAACGAGAUGGUGUCCAAUUGGGUGCCGCGCUGCUACUUUGCCAAGUUCGGAAGGGUCAAUAGCCUUGGGACUGGUCGCGAAUCCGUUCUGGCUGUGAAGCAUCUCAAGAGCGAAGGCUACGAGCUGGGCCGUAGCCCGCGUUUGACUCUCCGCCGAGAUCAACUGGAGGCAAUGGUCGGACUGAUUGGGCCCUUUCAUGCCCUAGGAUAUGCCAUACGAUUACUGCAGCCGCAGGUUUAUGCCCGCCUGCGUUCAGGCGUGGUGGCCAUGCCCUUUGUGUCCAGCACAGGAAAAUCCGGCUUCGAUGUGGUCUAUCGUGUGGCCUUCGAUCGGUUCUACGAAUUUUACGAUCGGCAGAGGGAGCAGCUUAUAAAGGACUCAGAUGCUGGCUUGGCCGCCGCCAUCGAGCGUCUGCGCAAGAAGUAUUUUACAAAUCCCACGCAUCUGCUGGAGAGGAUUCGCACCGCGUCCUAUGCGGACGAUCAGCCGGAUAGUCACUUUGCCACAUUCCUGCAUGGAGACUACAAUCGUAGCAAUGUGUUGUUCCACUAUGGCGACGAUGGCCAAGUGGAUUCCAUUAAGACUAUUGAUUUCCAAAAGCUGCGCUUCAGCACCACGGCCAUUGACCUGAGCUUCUUUAUGUACAUGAACACGCCAUCAGAGGGCAGGGCGGAGUUCUUCGCGGAUCUCCUAAAGAAAUAUCACAAGUACAUGAGCGAAAUGCUGGAACUAGUGCUGCAUCGCAACCGGGAUGAGUUGAGUGACGAACGUGCUGAAGAGCUCCUAGCUGAUUACAGUUACGAACGCUUUGAGGCCCAUUUCAAGCGAUAUGCCUUCUACGGUGUGAUGGUCUGCAUGCACUUUAUGCCCAGGCUGCUGGGCAGCGAACCGGACUGCGCUGAACUGUCGCGUCUCCUUGAAACGGAUAUGCACGGCCAGGCAUGCUAUCAGCUGUCGCUGGACAUUGGCGGCGACGUGGCCAACGAGGAGAUCUUCAAGACUGUCCGUCAUGCAUACGAGCAUGGCUACAUGGACGAGAUAUAGAUACCACCCGCAUGCUUAUCGGUCGUUAACAAUAUCUCGGAUUUCAUAUAGAAUUUGCAGAGCUUUCUUUUCUACAUAUCAUAUUAAAUAAACCGACCGCUACAAUUACAA
Messenger RNA from Drosophila erecta, 1830 nucleotides. RefSeq lists its product as uncharacterized. The record is from RefSeq and is a predicted model, not a curated record. The coding region runs from base 346 to 1719 and encodes 457 amino acids. Lineage: Eukaryota; Metazoa; Arthropoda; Insecta; Diptera; Drosophilidae. The transcript is spliced from 3 exons.